This is a messenger RNA of Capsella rubella, 1708 nucleotides long. RefSeq names its product protein HOTHEAD. Lineage: Eukaryota; Viridiplantae; Streptophyta; Magnoliopsida; Brassicales; Brassicaceae. Gene Ontology annotation, molecular function: flavin adenine dinucleotide binding; oxidoreductase activity, acting on CH-OH group of donors. The transcript has 2 exons. The coding region runs from base 13 to 1581 and encodes 522 amino acids. The record is from RefSeq and is a predicted model, not a curated record.
UUAAGAUUAGACAUGUCUCGUCUUGUGUUUCUCUUUAUCAUCUCCAUGCUCAUUAAUCUGUCACAAGGAGUGCAAAUGCCUUACAUGACCACUGAUCCGAAAGAAGUCGCUGGCAAGUCAUUCGAUUACAUUGUUGUUGGAGGUGGUACCGCGGGAUGUUCCUUAGCCGCGACUCUUUCUGAAAAAUACUCUGUUUUGGUCAUUGAACGCGGUGGCUCGCCUUUUGGAGAUCCAUUUGUAGAAGAAAGAAAGUACUUUGGAUACCCACUGCUGAAUACAGAUGAAUACUCAUCUGUUGCGCAAAGUUUCACCUCUCUAGAUGGAAUCGAAAACUACAGAGGGCGUGUUCUUGGAGGCUCGAGCGCUAUAAAUGGCGGAUUUUACAGCCGAGCUAGCGAUGAGUUUGUAAAGAAAGCUGGUUGGGACAAGGACCUCGUUCAAGAUUCUUAUAAAUGGGUUGAAUCUAAGGUUGUCUUCAUGCCUGAAUUGACUCAAUGGCAAUCUGUUGUGCAAUUUGGGUUUCUUGAAGCAGGGUUUUAUCCAUAUAACGGGUAUAGUUUGGAUCACACGCUAGGGACAAAGAUCGGUGGAAGCAUAUAUGAUCAGUGUGGGAAAAGGCAUACAUCUGCAGACCUUUUGGGAUUUGGUAAACCAAAUUGCACCACUGUUCUCUUAAACGCAACGGUAAAGAGCAUAAUAUUUGAUGGUAAUAAAACUCGCGCUGUUGGGGUCAGGUUUAUGAAGAGUGAUGGUAGCUCAAGUAAGACCUACAAAGCUCAUGUUGAGAAGCAUAGAGGCGAAGUUAUACUCACUGCUGGAGCUUUAGGUAGUCCGCAGAUUCUUCUCUUAAGCGGCAUUGGACCCGAGAAUCAUCUAAAAGAUCUUGACAUUCCUGUGGUUGUCGACCUCAAGCAAGUCGGAAGAAAAAUGUCGGAUAAUCCAGCGAUCUCUCUUCUUGUUGAUAGAUUCUCGCAAAAUCGCACGCUCGAGCCACCUCAAGUUGCAGCAAUAGCAGAAGGUUUCAAAUUCAUACUCGAAUCCGAAGUUCUUCCAACUAACAUUACCACAACAAGAAUCUCCAUAGCAGCCAAGAUCGCGUUCCCUAAAUCCAAAGGGAGGCUCAAGCUCAACAGCACAGACCCUAGGGAGAAUCCGUCAGUGAAAUUCAACUACUUAGAGAACAAGGAAGACCUUGACGCAUGCCAAGAGAUGGUUCUGCAUCUUCAACAUGUAGCAAGGUCAGAGACUGUGACGUUUUUCUUGGGGACACAGGCACAGGAUAAGCUUGUGGCGGGUGAUGAAGAGCUUAAGAGCUUCUGUAAACAGAACGUGGGAACUUAUUAUCAUUACCACGGCGGUUGCGUUGUGGGAUCUGUUGUGGACGAGGACUAUAAAGUAGAAGGUGUGAAACGGUUAAGAGUCGUUGAUGGUUCAACGUUUGAAGAAUCACCAGGAACUAACCCUAUGGCCACAGUUCUAAUGCUGGGAAGGUAUCAAGGAAUCAAAAUACUCAAGGAACGAGAAGCCAAAGAAGAAGAAAGGUUCCUUUCCCCUCAAGGAAGCCCACAACCACAACCCUAAACAUUAAAAUCCUUGUUUGUGUUGUUGAUUGCCACAAUGAGAAUGAAUCACGUUCUUGAAUUAUUUCAAUUUCAGUAACAAAAUACAACGAAUUCUGGAAAUUGAUUUUAGAAAACGAAAAAAAAAA